AUGCUCAUGCCCGACAACGCGCCAAAGAUAACAAGCCGAUCGCUGAUGAUCGACCAGCGAUAUGGAGCCACAUCUCCGCCAGUCUCCCCGGCCGCCCCAAACACAUUGCCUCUCGCCGUCCCGCGCGCCCCAGCCGAAAACGCAAAGAUGCUCAUGCCCGACAACGCGCCAAAGAUAACAAGCCGAUCGCUGAUGAUCGACCAGCGAUAUGGAGCCACAUCUCCGCCAGUCUCCCCGGCCGCCCCAAACACACUGCCUCUCGCCGUCCCGCGCGCCCCAGCCGAAAACGCAAAGAUGCUCAUGCCCGACAACGCGCCAAAGAUAACAAGCCGAUCGCUGAUGAUCGACCAGCGAUAUGGAGCCACAUCUCCGCCAGUCUCCCCGGCCGCCCCAAACACAUUGCCUCUCGCCGUCCCGAGCGCCCCAGCCGAAAACGCAAAGAUGCUCAUGCCCGACAACGCGCCAAAGAUAACAAGCCGAUCGCUGAUGAUCGACCAGCGAUAUGGAGCCACAUCUCCGCCAGUCUCCCCGGCCGCCCCAAACACAUUGCCUCUCGCCGUCCCGAGCGCCCCAGCCGAAAACGCAAAGAUGCUCAUGCCCGACAACGCGCCAAAGAUAACAAGCCGAUCGCUGAUGAUCGACCAGCGAUAUGGAGCCACAUCUCCGCCAGUCUCCCCGGCCGCCCCAAACACACUGCCUCUCGCCGUCCCGCGCGCCCCAGCCGAAAACGCAAAGAUGCUCAUGCCCGACAACGCGCCAAAGAUAACAAGCCGAUCGCUGAUGAUCGACCAGCGAUAUGGAGCCACAUCUCCGCCAGUCUCCCCGGCCGCCCCAAACACACUGCCUCUCGCCGUCCCGCGCGCCCCAGCCGAAAACGCAAAGAUGCUCAUGCCCGACAACGCGCCAAAGAUAACAAGCCGAUCGCUGAUGAUCGACCAGCGAUAUGGAGCCACAUCUCCGCCAGUCUCCCCGGCCGCCCCAAACACACUGCCUCUCGCCGUCCCGCGCGCCCCAGCCGAAAACGCAAAGAUGCUCAUGCCCGACAACGCGCCAAAGAUAACAAGCCGAUCGCUGAUGAUCGACCAGCGAUAUGGAGCCACAUCUCCGCCAGUCUCCCCGGCCGUCCCAAACACACUGCCUCUCGCCGUCCCGCGCGCCUCAGCCGAAAAUGCAAAGAUGCUCAUGCCCGGCGACGCGCCAAAGAUAACAAGUACAAAUCACAUAACAAGUUUAAAAGACUCCAUUAACACGGACAGUGCUGUGAGCCGAAAGUUCCGGCUCCCGUUAAACAACACUUACCGUGCCCUGUGUCCAGAACAGCUAGUGAGAAUUGAUGGCCACCGCUGGAGGCCACCAAUCUCCGCAGAAUUAGUCCGUAUCAAUGGCGGACGCUGCCCCAGGCUUGCGGUGUAG
Molecule: messenger RNA, 1413 nt
Organism: Schistocerca gregaria
Lineage: Eukaryota; Metazoa; Arthropoda; Insecta; Orthoptera; Acrididae
Product: mucin-1-like
Exons: 2
Coding region: 1-1413 (470 amino acids)
Source: RefSeq, a predicted model, not a curated record